GUGAAACUGGUUGUGUUUGAUAAGACAGGAACACUGACAGUUGGAAAGCCCACUGUUGUAAGUGCCGUGAUAUUCUCCAACAUCUCUAUGCAGGACUUCUGUGAUGUAACUAUCUCUGCUGAGGCAAAUAGUGAGCAUCCUAUUGCAAAAGCUGUUGUGGACCAUGCCAAAAAGUUACGCCAGAAGCACAGUGCAGAAAAUGAACAUCACCCUGAGAUAGAGGACUUUGAGGUGCACACUGGAGCUGGUGUGAGCGGGAAAGUUGGAGAACAAAGAAUUCUUGUGGGAAACAGGAGGCUUAUGCAUGCUUUCAACGUCCCAGUUAGCAAUGAAGUUGAGAACUACAUUUCAGAGCAUGAACAGCUUGCUCGUACUUGUGUCUUAGUUGCCGUGGAUGGUAAAAUUGCUGGGGCUUUUGCUGUGACUGAUCCUGUAAAGCCAGACGCUGCACGUGUUGUUUCUUUUCUCAAAUCAAUGGACAUCACAAGUGUCAUGGUGACUGGUGAUAACUGGGCGACAGCAAGAGCAAUAGCAAGUGAAGUGGGAAUUCAGAUGGUGUUUGCUGAAACAGAUCCACUGGGAAAAGCUGAUAAGAUUAAAGAAUUGCAGUUGAAAGGCACACCUGUUGCAAUGGUAGGAGACGGGAUAAACGAUUCCCCAGCACUUGUUGCAGCUGAUGUUGGGAUGGCAAUUGGUGCAGGCACUGAUGUAGCUAUAGAAGCCGCUGAUGUUGUUCUCAUCAAGAGCAAUCUUGAAGACGUCGUCACAGCGUUAGAUCUCUCUAGAAAGACAAUGUCACGUAUCCGACUCAAUUAUGUUUGGGCACUCGGGUACAAUGUGCUUGGCAUGCCAGUUGCUGCUGGUGUCUUGUUCCCCUUCACUGGAAUCCGUUUGCCCCCAUGGCUUGCUGGUGCGUGCAUGGCGGCUUCUUCUAUUAGCGUGGUUUGUUCAUCGCUACUGCUGCAGUCUUAUAAGAAACCUCUGCAUUCUCGAGUCAAUUAAUCAUAGUUUUCUUAAGUUCUUGAAAUAAUCACCAUUAGUGUUAGUUUCUAGCUUAAGCAUUGCUUUCAAUUUGACCAAAAUGAAGGUCAAAGAGGGGCAUAAAUAGAAAAUGAUUGUUGUAUUUUAGUCUUUCUCAAUAUGAUACAUCUUAUUAGCUACUUUAUCUCA
Messenger RNA from Nicotiana tabacum (common tobacco), 1170 nucleotides. NCBI's taxonomy places the organism in Eukaryota, Viridiplantae, Streptophyta, Magnoliopsida, Solanales, Solanaceae. The record is from RefSeq and is a predicted model, not a curated record.